AUGUCUGUCAAGACUCCGCCCAUUAAGGACCUCCUCGAGGUCACGGAGGACAAGGAGAAUGGCCUCACUUUUAUGAAGAACGUUUCCAUUCCCCUGAAGGACUCACCACUUCCAAUCAGAGCCAAUGUUUACCUCCCGCUCACGUCGGGAAAGACCGGUCGCUAUCCGGUGCUGGUAACCUACGGUCCCUAUGGCAAGGACAUUCCGUACGCCAAGUUCUACCCUAAAUCGUUCAGUGAGGUGAACCCCGAGCAAAAGUCCAAGUACUCAGCCUGGGAGACUCCGGACCCUGUCUACUGGACCAGUCAGGGCUAUGCCAUCAUCAGAGCCGACGAGCGCGGCUUGGGUCAGAGCCCUGGUUUCCUAGAUACCAUGAGCCGCGGCACGAGCGAGUGUUUCUUCGAUGUUGUUGAAUGGGCCGCUGAGCAACCUUGGUCUAAUGGAAAAGUUGGCCUAUUGGGUAUAUCCUACUAUGCCGGCUCUCAGUGGCGAGUUGCGGCUCGUCGCCCCAAAGGUCUCGCAGCUAUCAUCCCGUGGGAGGGUAUGUCUGACUACUACCGUGACCGUUGUCGACACGGUGGCAUUUACUCCAAUAAGUUCAUCGGCGUGUGGUGGAAUCGACAGGUCCUUGUGAACCAGUAUGGCCGCAAAGACAGGUCGAAGCUGGACUUUCCUCCCGACGGACCCGGAGCCAGGGGUCAGGAGGACACCAUCGAGGGCGAUUUGCCUGACGACGUCCUGGUCGCCAACCGUCAGGACCAAACCAAAGAUAACGAGGCCAAUCGUUUUCGCGACGACGACUAUUACGCCAGCAAGGAGUAUAAGCUGGAAGACAUUGAAGUUCCCGUGUUAAGCGUUGCCAACUGGGGUGGCAUUCUCCUUCAUUUGAGAGGCAACGUCCAGGGAUAUCUUGGAGCCGGCUCCAAGCUCAAGUACCUCCGCUUCAUCACUGGGCGGCAUGAUCUACCCUUCUACUACCCCGAGGAGGUUGAACUCCAGAAGAGCUUCCUCGACGCUUUUCUGAAGGGUGAUGACCGCGUGGGCUGGAGUGUUCCUGGCAAGGUGUCUCCUGUAACGCUCACACUGCGCAAGGGCAACAUCGGCUUCAACGAUGCCCAGAGGGAGAAGGCUUACGAAAGGAGAGAGGAGAGUGCCUGGCCCAUUCCACGUACGGAGUACACGAAGUUUUUCCUGACCUCGGACCUGGGAUUGACAGCAGCUGGUCCCAGUUCGGAGUCAAAGACGGUGUCGUAUAAGGCUCUUGGGUCCUUGGAGAACCAGCAAUUCGUAUCCUUUGCCACUGCGUCCUUUGAGCAGGAAACCGAAAUCACAGGUCACGUAGUGGCCCACCUCAACGUCUCUGUAACGCCCGAUAACACCGGACACGACACUGAUAUUGACCUAUUCGUAACUCUGCGCCACAUCGACCCGACAGGCCAGGAAGUGUUCUACACAGGAACAGCCGGAGACCCUGUGCCACUUGUGAAGGGCUGGCUUCGUGUAAGCAACCGCAAGGUGCAUGACGAGAACCCUAGGCACAAGUCUUGGCUGCCUCACAGAGAGUAUCUCUCAACAGACGUCCAGCCUGUCAAGGCCGGCGAGAUUUACGCGGUAGAUGUCGAGCUCUGGCCCACGAACGUAGUUGUCGACAAGGGCGGCAAAAUCGUAUUUGAAGUUGCGAGUGGCGACACACAAGGCAGUGGCAUUUUCCAGCACUCCUCCGAUGUCGACAGGCCUGCCAUCAAGUUUGCAGGACUCAACAACAUUCAUUUCGGGCAGGGCCUGGAGAAUUAUCACGUGAAGAUGAGCUUCUCUCAGCAUUUCUCCCUCGCCAACAUUCCCUACGGCAUUGCCAGCACUGCCGAACAUCCAAAAGGCGUAGCCACGAGGAUUGGCAAUUUGGUUGUAUUUCUUGCGGAUUUGGGCCUCGAUGCUUCCAAGCAGGUCCAAGCCGCGCUGUCCCAGCCAACUCUCAAUGCUCUAGCCGCCAUAGGGAAGGACGAACUCCGUCUGCUCAGAAAGAGCAUUCGAAACACCUUGUCCGAUCAGUCGGUGGUUUCAAAACGCGGCGUCCCGAUUGAACAUGUUCAUCUGCACUUGCCGGUGCAGAUUGGCGGUUUCACCGACUUCUCUUGCUCCAAGGAACACUUGUUGAAUGCAUCAGCGGCCGUUAUGGGACAGGCGUCGAUGCCGCCCGCAGCACCGUAUCUUCCGAUCGGGUACAGCGGUCGGCCGUCCAGCAUCGUGGUCUCGGGAACGAAAAUCACUCGCCCUUACGCUCGUGACAUCCAAGGGUUCGAGAUGAAUCCUCUCGGCCCAAUGAAUGGAAAGUCUUUUGGAACUUCAAUCAGCCCUUGGGUGAUAACGCUUGAAGCCCUCGAGCCUUUUGCGACACGGCCGCCCACGAAGGACGUACCAGCGCAGUCUUACCUGCUCGACCACAAAGAGAAGUCAAGCUAUAACAUUGCCCUGAAAGCCGAGGUGUUGGCGGACGGGCAGACCACGACGGUAUGCACGGCGCAGCUCAGCUGGAUGUAUUGGACGUUUCGAGAUCUUGUAGCGCAGCAGACAAUCAACGGUUGCAACCUCAACACGGGCGACGUUUUGGCUACGGGUACGGUGUCGGGUGCUGGCGACGACGAGCACGGCUGUCUGCUUGAGAUGACCAAGGGUGGCAAGGUCAGUUGGAAGACAUCUGACGGUCAAGACAGAACGUAUUUGCAAGACGGCGACGGGGUGCGCAUGAGCGGCUAUGCUGGCGACGGCGUGGGGUUUGGUGAAUGCAUCGGAUUCAUCUCUCCCGCUCGGCCAUUUUGA
Messenger RNA from Colletotrichum gloeosporioides, 2817 nucleotides. Its product is annotated as Fumarylacetoacetase. Gene Ontology annotation, molecular function: dipeptidyl-peptidase activity; fumarylacetoacetase activity. The record is from RefSeq and is a predicted model, not a curated record. NCBI's taxonomy places the organism in Eukaryota, Fungi, Ascomycota, Sordariomycetes, Glomerellales, Glomerellaceae. The transcript is spliced from 7 exons. Gene Ontology annotation, biological process: L-tyrosine catabolic process; homogentisate catabolic process; L-phenylalanine catabolic process. Bases 1 to 2817 code for a protein of 938 amino acids.